AGGUUGCUGUUUCUGUUUUUGUUGAGAAACUGAUUGGCUUGUUGUUAGAUAUCAUAUCUCUUCUUACUCGUAAGCAGAUGUUUUUUUUAACUUGUACUUUUUAACUGAUAAAUCGGUUGUGGUCCGCUGUGUAGAAAUACAUCGGCUUGCCGUAAUUUCACAUACAGUAGGUCUAUAUUUAUCAUGGUUAUCUCUGCAAUGAGGCAUCAUUUCCUGAGGAGCAGCUGUGGCAGCUGGACAAGGAUGUGGCAGAGACAGACCAGCAACUGUGUUUACACCGAGACGGACUUCAACCAGCAGGAGAUCAUGGAGAAGCUGCGUGUCUUCCCUGGAGGCUCUAUUGAGCUUUCCAAACAGGACUCCGGCAUCGCUGUUCUCACCAUCAACAACCCUUCCCGCAUGAACGCCUUUUCUGGUACUAUGAUGGUGGAGCUGGAAGAGAAGGUGACCCAACUGGAGCAGUGGACAAAUGGAAAGGGCCUCAUAGUCCGGGGUGCUGCUGGUACCUUUUGCUCUGGAUCCGAUCUUAAUGCUGUUAAAGCAAUAUCCAACCCCCAAGAUGGCAUGAAGAUGUGCAUGUUCAUGCAGAAUACUCUCACAAGACUACUCAGGCUAUCGCUCAUCUCUGUUGCGCUUGUGGAGGGGAGAGCCCUCGGAGGAGGAGCAGAACUCACUACCGCUUGUGAUUUCAGGUUAAUGGCACCCGGCAGCGUGAUCCAGUUUGUCCACAAACACAUGGGUCUGGUUCCAGGCUGGGGUGGAGCUGCUCGACUAAUCCGACUUAUUGGCAGCCAGAAUUCCUUGCAGCUGCUCGGCAGCGCUUCAAAAGUAGACCCUGAAAUUGGGCUCCAGAUGAGACUGGCAGAUGGGGUUCUUGAGGAUCCUCUGGGAGGUGAGAGCGCAGGGACUCUCCUGCAGCAAGCUGAAAACUGGCUCGGUAAUUGCACCAAAGGGCCACCAGCAGUGAUCCAGGCGGUGAAGAAGGUAGUGCUGGCAGGGAGAGAGCUCCCUCUAGCUGAGGCUCUGAGAACUGAGAAGGAUGUGUUUGGGACCGUGUGGGGUGGUCCAGCUAAUCUUCAAGCACUAGCGAGCAAGUCCAAACACAAAUGAGUACACUUCAGGCUCAGCGGGUCAUAGCUUUCAUGCUCUUCUUUACCGUUGUGUUAAAGCCUUGGAGUCCAGGUCACCAGUACGUUACUGUGGUGCUGAUAUCGGGAUGGUGCAGACGGGCAUCAGCAGCACUUAAAGCUAUGCAAGAUACCAUUUCUUCUCAUUAAAAGUGUGUGGAGCUGCUAUGGCCUAUUCCCCAAAUCCAAGAGUGAAGAUAACAUCUCCAAUUAUGGGAUGACUUACAACGUCUGCUUUUUGUAUAUUCAAGAUCUCUGAGGAGGUUUUGGCAGCCGUGUUGCUAAACAUAGCAAAGGGAAUUGGACUUGGGGUGAAAUCAAGGUCUUGUAUAGUUGUCAACGUAUCCGUGUUCUACGAUGUGGAGGCUUUGAUGCAAAUGAUAAGAACUGGAAAGUAUCAAAGAUGGAGUACAGAUGCUUAGUGGAGAUAGUCACUGUUCCACAUCCACACUCAUUCAAAUCUAUGAUUAAUCUAUGGUAAAUGAGAUUAAUCAAUAGCAACGUUUCCCAAAGACUAUUACUAUAAAAAGAUCAGACCCCAGAUUUUAGAAUGAUGAAAUGACAAUUUAUUAAGUUACAAACCAAGUAAAAAAUUGCCAAGCGAAAACUGUUACAAAACUUUUAUUUUUCAGAAUGGAAAGUCUGAGAUGAGCUAAGCCCAGAAAAUAAAAAGGACUUGAAAAAAAAAAACGUCGCGAUUUGGGAUGACACGUCUCAUACGGCCUUGCAUGUCACAGGUAAUACCAGAUUUAAAACCAAAUGUCAAACAAAAAGAAAAACCAGAACAUUUAUCCGCACUAAACCUAAAAUACCAAUUGCAUCGUUCCAACCUGCAGCGUUAAAAUAACUCUCUCGUCAAACAUGCACGCGUCUUCCAGUUUAGUGGAACAGCAGUCGGGAACACUGCAGCCACAACUUUUAAAUGACAAACAGCGAUACUUCACAUUAAUGUUCCAAUUACUUCAAAGAGUUAAAAUACAUUUAAUAUCAUGUUAUGUCUAGAGUUAUUGAUUAUAAUUAUCAUUACCUUUUAAUAGUUCCUGCAACUGAAAGAUCAGAUUCAACCUGAUUGGGCAGCAGCCUCCACUGACUGACCAAGAUGUGAAACAUUAAACGUGAAUUAGGUUCCUAUUCCUACUGGGGACGCUAGGGCGGGCAGACCAUUUUACACGAUUGUGGAAUUAUGUUAGCGCUAGGAAACGUGAGAAAACGGCGUCAUGAUUAAAUGUGUGCAAAUGAAUGCAGUCGUUUGGGAGUUAGGGAGGAUAAGCCAUAUGGUUGGCUCCGUUUGUGUGCCAUGUUAGCUGAGAGAGUUCAAAGAUUAUUAGAAUGCAACCAUUCAUGUUGAUGACAAUGACACAGUUCCAUUUACGGGAGUGAACGACCCGUUCGUGCUCUCCUUCACGUCGCAGGUCUUCAUUACACGUAUGAUGGCGUUUAAGCUUAGAAUUGGACUGACCCAAAUGACUCUCUAAAAGGCAACUGUCAGUCGGAGCUGCUCGGAAAAGCGGUUUGCGAGCCGUGAGAGCGAGUGAGAGCACGAAGGAUAUAAUAAAUUAAUGAAACGGAACAUGGUCGUUACUGAUUAAGGAACAAUUUCACCGAUAACUUCACACUUCCGUUACUGUACACUGACCAUCAGGCAGUCUGGACCUUCCGCUUCGAGAUGACGAGGGUGGGGAGGUGGACUCGGCGCCGGGGAGGGCUCUGUCCUCUGGGUUCAGUCUUUGUCUCCGAGGCCGAUCCUCCGAUGGCUCGACGUGCUCUUCAUCUCCUCCUCCCCCCUCGUCGCCCUCAUUAUCCUCUUCCUCAUCAUCACUCCAGUCUCCAGAGCCAGAUUCAUCCACAGAGGUGUGAGGAUCAGAGGACCUGGAGGGUGAGGCCUCCUCUUCCUCCUCCUCCUCUUCUUCCUCUCCUUCACCGGCUCUGGACCGUUCAGAGGAUGGAGCGGCUCUGUGGCUGAUUUGCAGUUGUGAGAGAGCGUCCUCCAGAGAGGGGCCGCUGCUGUCAGGCUGACCACCCAAGGAAGUAGGAGGUCUUGCGGGCGGAGGGGCUGUGGAGAUGGAUGGGACGCCAGUGGCCUGCUGUUGUAAACCCGUUACCGUGGUAUCGGCUCCAUCUGCAGAGUUUUCCCGACCCGCUGCCCCGAUUGCCCCCGUGACACCCUCGGUGUCCAAACGCAGUCCAGCGACUCCCUUCUUGGGAAUAUCCAAAAUGUCCCGCUUAAUCUUGCGUCUACGUCCGUGUUCGUUGCGCCUGUAUUGCACCAUGUUCUCCAGGUCGGCUACAUACAAAAACCCAGCAAUUAGCAUCUCUGCCGUCUUCUUGCCCUUCGAGAAAGCGUCCUCCAGCUCUCGGCUGGUCCGCACGUCAUACUGCCACCAACCGUUGCGGCCCUCGUAAUACCAGGCAUGAUCACUCGCUGCCCCGCCCCGACCCCCAGCUGAUGCUUUCAGCUCCUCCGGAGAGAGAAGUGUGGGCCUUUCCAGGAAGUCAUCCGGCACCUCUUGUCUGCAGAGAGCACAGCGCUUGCUUUGCCAGGAUGCUCCUUUCACGCAAAGGAAACAGAAGACGUGGUGGCACGGCAGUUGCACGGGGUGGACGCAGCUCUGCAGACAAAUGGCGCAUUCUGGUACAGAAAGGGCCGGCGAUGUGCUGCUGGAGCCCGACGAUUCCGCACUGUUUCCACUUCCGGCAGCACCGUUGUUGCUGCUACCUUUCCUGCUGGGGGGAAGUGAGCUAACGGAGUGGUCUACCUCUCCACAACUAGCC
Molecule: messenger RNA, 3899 nt
Organism: Doryrhamphus excisus (bluestripe pipefish)
Lineage: Eukaryota; Metazoa; Chordata; Actinopteri; Syngnathiformes; Syngnathidae
Source: RefSeq, a predicted model, not a curated record